AUGCUAUUGAGUUUCAACUACACACUGAUGAAGAGGCAGUUGCCUCAAAUUGUCAGGAGUGUCAGGAGUGUCAGGACUUCUGCAGACAAACUAGGUAGAUUUCACUCAUCCCUAGUUGUCAGGAGUGUCAGGACUUCUGCAGACAAACUAGGUAGAUUUUACUCAUCCCUCGUUGUCAGGAGUGUCAGGAGUGUCAGGACUUCUGCAGACAAACUAGGUAGAUUUCACUCAUCCCUAGUUGUCAGGAGUGUCAGGAGUGUCAGGACUUCUACAGACAAACUAGGUAGAUUUCACUCAUCCCUAGUUGUCAGGGGUGUCAGGACCUCUACAGACAAACUAGGUAGAUUUUACUCAUCCCUAGUUGUCAGGAGUGUCAGGGAUGUCAGGACCUCUACAGACAAACUAGGUAGAUUUUACUCAUCCCUAGUUGUCAGGGGUGUGAGGACCUCUACAGACAAACUAGGUAGAUUUCACUCAUCCCUAGUUGUCAGGGGUGUGAGGACCUCUACAGACAAACUAGGUAGAUUUUACUCAUCCCUAGUUGUCAGGGGUGUCAGGAACUCUACAGACAAACUAGGUAGAUUUUACUCAUCCCUAGUUGUCAGGGGUGUCAGGAACUCUACAGACAAACUAGGUAGAUUUCACUCAUCCCUAGUUGUCAGGGGUGUCAGGAACUCUACAGACAAACUAGGUAGAUUUCACUCAUCCCUAGUUGUCAGGGAUGUCAGGACCUCUACAGACAAACUAGGUAGAUUUCACUCAUCCCUUGUUGUCAGGGGUGUCAGGAACUCUACAGACAAACUAGGUAGAUUUCACUCAUCCCUAGUUGUCAGGGGUGUCAGGAACUCUACAGACAAACUAGGUAGAUUUCACUCAUCCCUAGUUGUCAGGGAUGUCAGGACCUCUACAGACAAACUAGGUAGAUUUCACUCAUCCCUAGUUGUCAGGGGUGUCAGGAACUCUACAGACAAACUAGGUAGAUUUCACUCAUCCCUAGUUGUAGAUUUCACUCAUCCCUAG
Molecule: messenger RNA, 1020 nt
Organism: Nematostella vectensis (starlet sea anemone)
Lineage: Eukaryota; Metazoa; Cnidaria; Anthozoa; Actiniaria; Edwardsiidae
Exons: 4
Coding region: 1-1020 (339 amino acids)
Source: RefSeq, a predicted model, not a curated record